Paracoccidioides lutzii Pb01 is the source of this 549-nucleotide messenger RNA. RefSeq lists its product as hypothetical. Bases 1 to 549 code for a protein of 182 amino acids. The transcript is spliced from 2 exons. The record is from RefSeq and is a predicted model, not a curated record.
AUGUUGUUCUCGUCGACCUUCAUCAAGUUCACAGCCCUUGUCCUAGCUACCCGCGCCGCCGCGAGCCCUGUUGUGGUUGGCAUUGAGCCCCAGGCCCGGCGUGUCUGUUACGACGAGACCCCAGCGCUGCAUUGUUACUCAGGAGGCUCCGACAUUCCGCAGAACGUCAAUGAAACCGAUGUUAGCUUCAUAGCGGCCUCUCUGCGCGCUUACGGUCGGCAGACCCGAUUAGGUCGACUACUUACCAUGACCACAGCUGAUGCACCUGACUGUGGAGAAUGGUUCCUCUACUCACGCAAUUCUGCAGCGGCAUAUGCCAAAAAGAUUGACAUGACGUACAACUCGUCUGUUCUCUUUGAGGAGAUUGCAAACACCAUUGAUGGUGGCACUGGCGUGGUGAAGCAGACAGGCAUUUUUAGAUGCCGGACGGACGGCGGUUCAUACGGUGUACAAGUCAAUGCAACCGCUCCAGCCUACACCACGAAAGAAUACAUCGAAGCGGGGCUCAAACCUAGCGGUAUCAUUAUCAAGAUCGUUGCCAACAAGUAG